Messenger RNA from Aureobasidium vineae, 4232 nucleotides. NCBI's taxonomy places the organism in Eukaryota, Fungi, Ascomycota, Dothideomycetes, Dothideales, Saccotheciaceae. The record is from the annotation of a GenBank genome assembly.
ACAUGUCGAACGCGACGUGGCUAUUCGACUCAAUGUCGGACUGUAGGUUGCACGCGUUUGGCCCGGCCAGCUGCGAUGGCAGCUUCGACUUUACGUUGGUGUUCGAACAGACUAUUUUGUCGAUUGCUCCUUCCAUCAUCUUUCUCUGUUUUCUUCCCAUCAGCGUGAUCAAGCUGUUUCGCGCUGCACCGAAGUUCAAAGCAUCAACAAUCCGAAUCUCGAAGCUGAUCUCUCUUNUAGCGUUAUGGACUACUCAGCGCGCCUCAAAGACCCUAGCAACAAUCCCUGCUCUGUGUCUUGGUCUUAUUGUGUCUCUGGCCAUAGUGUUUCUUUCUGCGCUGUCGCACACGAGAUCAGUCAGGCCGUCUUCGCUCCUGGGCAUAUAUCUGCUGUUUUCAUCCAUCUUUGAUGCGACUCAGGCGCGUACACUGUUUCUGAGUCCGAUCAACAAAGUGAUACCCAGCUUCGUGUGCCUUUCGAUCGCUCUCAAGUUGGUCUUGGUGGUCGUUGAAUCCUGGAACAAGAGAUCAUGGCUACCUCCUGCGGAUCGGACACUACCACCAGAGUCGACAAGCUCUAUUCUGAGCAGAAGCUUCUUGUGGUGGUUGAAUCCUCUGUUUGUAAGUGGCAUGCGGACUCUCCUCGAUCAGGACCAGCUGUAUGCUAUUGAUCCAGAAUUGCGGGUUCGAGGGAGCGGCCACAAGCUGAAGACAGCGUUCGAGAGAAGAUCUAAGAUGUCACAAGGUCGCGCCGAGACGAGCAGAGUUCCUUCGUCCAUAUGGGCUCUGCCUAAGGCUUGUUUUCGCUCAAUCUGGACAGAUGUCAUGGCCAUGGUUCCUACAAGACUUGCUUUAGUUGGCUUCACAUUUGCCCAACCUUUUCUGUUUACUCGCGCCAUUGACUAUCUCGGCCAGCAGGACCAGGUUUCAUACGACAACGUUGGUUACGGACUUGUUGGCGCGACGUUAAUCAUCUAUAUUGGAAUAGCCCAACAAGUCUCUCGCAUCAUGACUAAACUCAGAGGGGCUUUGAUUUCGGUUGUUUACGAUCACGUCCUUGUCAUAUCCGAUACAUCUAGCAAUGACGGUGCUGCAUUGACUUUAAUCUCGACUGUAAUAAGAGUUCUUGGUGAACUCAACGAGACUUGGGCUAGGUUGAUCGAGGUCGCUGUGGGUGUUGGCCUUCUAGCUCGACAAGUCGGCGCGGUUAGUAUCGUGCCCAUAGUUCUUACUGUCAUGUCCACCCAGGCACAAGGCUGGGUGUCUAAACGGAUAGGAUCGAGAAGAAAAGAUUGGAGUGCUGCAACACAGAAGCGCUACGACAGCUGUGGUGCUUGGUUUCCUCCAAUCGGUGAAGACGUCAGAACUAGCGAGCUCCAAAUGUUCUCUUUCUUCGCUCGCUUCAUCAUUGGCCUGAAUGCAAUUGGUCAGUUGNCCGUGAUACCCUCAAUAUGGGCACCUGUGAUGACUUUCAUGGUUUAUGCCAUCAAAGCACAUGUCGACGGUUCGCCGGGUCUGGAUAUCUCACAAGCUUUUGCCUCGCUGGCUUUGUUGAAUCUUGUCACCACCCCCACGGCAAAACUACUCACCAUCAUACCAUUGUGGGCACAGGCUUUGGGUUGCUUCGAACGAUUACAGCAUUAUUUGGAACUCCCGGUUCGCAAGAAUCAUCGCUCUUCCAACAGGUUAAACUCCGAAAUCUCUGACUUUGACAUUGAGAUGUCGCCGAUGCUUUCGCACAGAGUUCAGAAAGAUUUUGCUGUUGUCUGUACAGAUCUGGAGGUGUCUUUGUCCACUGGUGGACCUACGAUUCUACAAGCUAUAUCUCUGGAAGCAAACAUGCACUCCUUCACAGUCAUCACGGGCCCAACUGGAUCUGGCAAGACUGUUCUACUGAAAACAAUACUUGGCGAAACUCUUACUUUGCGCGGUAAAGUUUCAGUCUCUUCGCAGAGCAUUUCUUAUUGCAGCCAAAAGCCUUGGAUUACCAGCACUACCGUCAAGGAGUAUAUUGCUGGUCUUAGCUUUAAAACGGCAGCGAUUGAAGAGGCUUGGUAUGGUAGCGUGGUACACGCUUGCGACCUAGCCAAAGACUUCGCAAGGAUGCCAGAUGGAGACGAUACUCAACUCGGCAGCAAAGGAGUCUCACUAUCUGGUGGACAGAAAGCAAGACUUGCACUUGCUCGGGCUGUGUACAUGCGAAGAGAUAUCAUGCUUCUCGAUGACGUCUUUAGUGCGCUUGAUGUCAACACUGAGGAAGUCAUCAUCCAUCGUCUAGUUGGGCCAAACGGUUUACUUAGGAAGCUCGGAACUACAGUACUUCUGGUUUCGCAUUCGCAAAGAGUCAUGUCAAUGGCUGACCAAAUCUUGACCCUUUCGAAAGAUGGCUGUAUUGUACACACAGGCUCUAUCCAAUCACCUCGAAUCGAGAUUGGAGUGACUAUCGAUUCACCUCCCGAUAAGUCUGCUGAUGCGACGGUUGCAGAGACAAUCCAAGCACGAGCGCCAAAAGGUCCAUCCAAAGAAGACAAAGAAGACUUGGCGAGAAAAACCGGUGACUGGUCAAUAUACAAGUACUACUUCAGCAAUUUCCAAAACAGGUAUCUGGCCAUCUUCGUCGCUUGUUCUGUUUGUGCCGCAUUCAGUUCGAGGUUCUCCCAGAUCUGGCUGAACUGGUGGGCGGCAGAUGGCGGAGACGAUUUAGGCUUGUAUCUCACAGUCUACACAGUACUUGCUCUGGCACAGACCUUGUCUAGCAAUCUGAACAUGUGGGUCGUCUUCUUGAAGAUGAUUCCUUGUUCUGCAAUCAAUAUGCAUCGCACUUUGUUGGAAACAGUCGCAGGAGCAGCUUCGUCUGUAUACUAUCACACCGACAGCGGAGCAAUUCUGAACAGAUUCGUCCAAGAUAUGGCAUUGGUUGUAGGAGCAUUGCCUACCUCCCUCAUCGCGACUGGAAACACACUUUGUGAGACAAUCGCCUCUCUGGCAAUGAUUUCCACAGGAGCGAGUUAUAUGGGCAUCAGCAUUCCUUUCGUCAUACUCGCAAUAUAUGCGGUACAGAAGGUUUAUCUCAGCACCUCGCGGCAACUGCGUUUACUCGAGAUUGAAGCGCGAAGCCCAAUAUAUUCUCACUUUCUCGAAACGCUCGAAGGGGUAGUGACGAUUCGCGCUUUUGGCUGGGAGCAAGCGGCUAAAGAGAAGCAAGAGAGUUUGUUGGAUACUGCUCAAUCGCCUUACUAUUUGUUGGCUUGUAUCCAGCGAUGGCUCAAAUUGGUUCUGGAUCUGAUGGUGGCGGCGCUGGCUGUUGUGGUUGUUGGUCUUGCUGUCUCGCAACGAGGCACGACUUCAGCGGGUUUGCUGGGAGUGGCAUUGACCAACGUCCUUGGGUUUAGCCAGUCUCUCACUCGUCUGGUUACGGAAUGGACAACUCUGGAAACGUCUUUGGGCGCUAUUGCACGAGUGCGCUCUUUCGCCACGACCACAGAGCAGGAAGCUUCUUCCGCAGAAUCCUCCACCACAAUCCCGUUGGACCUGGUACCUAAAGGCGCAGUCGUGUUCUCUGGCGUCUAUGCUAAACACAACGACGACCCCGGCGCUUACGCUCUCCAUGACAUCUCCUUUGCCAUCCCUCCACGCACCAAAGUAGCCAUUUGCGGCCGCACCGGCAGUGGGAAAUCAAGUCUCGUGCUCGCUCUAUUGCGUCUUCUUCCUCUUCGACAUGGAAACAUCUCUAUCGAUGACGUGGACAUUGCACAUGUAAAUCCAGAUCUCAUUCGUCGCAGCAUCACCACUAUCCCUCAACAACCAUUUCUUCUCCCUGGCACUGUACGCAGUAUCCUGGACUCGAAAGCCCAGUCCAGCGAUACAGACCUGAGAUCUGCACUGNCAAAAGUGCAGUUACUCGAUCUUGUCGAUCAACGCGGUGGACUUGAUGAGAAUAUGGAGCAACAAAGUCUUAGUCAAGGUCAAGCGCAAUUACUCUGUUUGGCACGAGCUCUGCUGCGAAAGAGUGAAUUGGUGGUUCUUGAUGAAGCAACUAGUAGUUUGGAUGCUGAUACCGAGGCGCUGAUACGCAGGGUGUUGAAAACAGAGUUUGCGGAUUGCACUGUCAUCUCUGUUGCGCAUAGGGUGAAUAUGGUUGUCAUGAUGGAUGCAGGACGCGUCUCCGCUAUCGGCAAGCCAGAGCACUUGAGUAUGUCCAACAAUGACUUCAAACAGCUCUGUGGUAUUUCU